AGAGGCGUCGCUGCGCAUGCGGGCCGGUCCGGUUCGGAGAGUGCGGCGGGAUGGCGCUGCCGGGUGGAAAUAAGGAUAAUAUCAGAGCUGGAUGCAAAAAGUGUGGCUACCCUGGUCAUCUGACAUUUGAAUGUCGAAACUUCCUCCGAGUAGAUCCUCAGAGAGAUAUUGUUUUAGAUGUUAGCAGCACUAGCAGUGAAGACAGCGAGGAAGAGGAACUACAGAGAUUACAAGCCAUGCGUGAAAAAAAGAAUUUAAAUGAAGAGGAAGAAAAAAAGAAACAAAAAAGAAAAAGCAAAGAGAAAACAAAAUUAAAAAGACCGAGGAAAAGAUCUUCCUCAUCAAGUUCAGUAGAAGAGGAUGAGCCAAAGUCAAAAAAACAAAAAUCACACAAAAAAGAAAAGGGGAAAAAGCAUAAAUCUAAGAAAGGAAAACAUCAUAAAAAGGAGAAGAAGAAGAGACGAAAGGAAAAAAGUUCAUCUUCUAACAGUUCAGACAGUUCAAGUAGUGACUGAUGUGCUGGUCUGUUUUUGCUUUUGCUUCUGCAGAGAAGAUGAUUUUCCUUUCAGAGCAAGUUUAUUUAUGCUUUGCAAUGCUGUUUUAAAAUGGGAUAUAUAUUUUUUUUUUUUUUUUGACAAAUCUGUUUGCAUACAUCAGUGCUUCAAAUUAUUAGAUGGACCAUUUAUGAAAAGAAUCUGCUUUUCUAUUUCAGAUUUAUUAGUACUAAUGCAAGUGGUUCUAGACUCUUAUUUUUAGUUCAGUUGUGAUUGUGUUUGUAACCUUUACAGUAAGAUGUGGUAAAUUUCAGUUUGCAAGCCUUUGUGUAGAACGAUAAGGACUUAAAUAUGCUUAAUGUCAGAAUGGUUACUUCAGAUUUGGAAAUUCAAGUGAGAUUUUCUAUUACCCUUUAAAUAAAUGUAUGUUUUACAUAACGUUUUCUGCUUACAUACAUUAAUCAGUAAGUGCAAAUAUGAAUCAGUGUUCAGGUCCUGAGAGGGAAAGAAUGAGCAACGGGAAGCUAAAAAAGAUCGAUCCUUCAAAAUUAUAUUCUAAAAUCGAUCUGGUCAUAGACUGUGAAACAUAACUACAUAUUCCUUUGGCAGGAUCACUAUAAGCAAGCU
This is a messenger RNA of Poecile atricapillus (Black-capped chickadee), 1121 nucleotides long. It is a transcript of the gene SREK1IP1, whose product is annotated as SREK1 interacting protein 1. Lineage: Eukaryota; Metazoa; Chordata; Aves; Passeriformes; Paridae. The transcript has 5 exons. Gene Ontology annotation, molecular function: zinc ion binding; nucleic acid binding. Bases 51 to 515 code for a protein of 154 amino acids. The record is from RefSeq and is a predicted model, not a curated record.